CCCUCUCUUCCUCCCCUCCCCUUGCUCUCUUUCCACCUUCAGACUCCAUUACUUGAAGUCAGAACAGAAGGUUUUUCCUGCUGAAAAUCACCAUUAUCAUGCUUUGGUUUUACCGCUGGUUCCUGAGCCUUCUGGUGCUCCAUGUGGCUGCUGCUCACGUCUUUCUGGACAACAAGGAGGCCAAUCAGGUUCUGAAUCGAAGGAGACGAGCCAACACUUUCCUGGAGGAACUUAAAAAGGGUAACAUGGAGAGGGAGUGUGUGGAGGAGCGCUGCACCUGGGAGGAGGCCCGUGAGAUCUUCGAGGAUGUUACAAAAACUAAUAUCUUCUGGGCCAAAUAUUCAGAUGGAGAUGCGUGUGAGUCCCACCCCUGUGCUCAUGGAGGACUGUGCCAAGAUGGAAUUGGCAGCUACCAAUGCUUUUGCCAGACUGGAUACCAAGGCUUCAACUGUGAAAUUGUUAUUCCUGAGCUCUGCGAGACCGAAAAUGGUGGGUGUGAGCAUUUCUGCGACAUCAUCCAAGGCAACGUUCAGUGUUCUUGUGCUGACGACUAUUUCCUGGCAUCAGAUGGGAAAUCCUGCCACUCUAACAAGACCUAUAAAUGCGGUGCUAUCUUCUCCGAGGAUGUCCGAACUGUUUUUAGGUACGAAAGACAGAACACAACUGUGGGUAACUCUACCAAGUCCCACAACAGCACAAGCCAAUCUGUACCAAACCAGGAAGUAUCUGAGCCAGGGAUCAAGCCACAGAAGGCUAAAUUCACCCGGAUUGUCAACGGAGAGGACUGUCCGCCUGGAGAGUGUCCGUGGCAGGCUCUUCUGCUGAAUGAUAAAGACAUAGGCUUCUGUGGAGGAACCAUUCUUAACGAGUACAUCAUCCUCACGGCUGCUCACUGCAUGAACCAGUCACGCUACAUCUACGUAAAACUAGGUGAAUUUGACACGUUGGUGGAUGACGGAAACGAAGCCACUCACUAUGUGGAAACUAUUGUCACCCACAAUAAAUACAGGCCUGACACCUACCUCAAUGACAUUGCUCUCAUCAAAUUAACCAAGCCCAUCAAGUUCAGCAGGUACAUUUUACCAGCCUGUAUACCUGAGCAAGACUUUGCUGAAAAGGUGCUGAUGCGGCAGCAGGAAGCGUUAGUCAGUGGCUUUGGACGCAUCGGCGAAGGUCGGCAGACGUCCACUAUCCUGCAGCGCCUUGCUAUGCCCUACGUCGACCGGCUCACCUGCAUAGAAUCCACCCAGCUGCGCAUCUCCACCCGCAUGUUCUGUGCCGGCUAUCACUCAGUAGCUAAGGAUGCCUGCCAAGGCGACAGUGGCGGGCCGCAUGUAACACGCUAUAGCGGCACCUACUUUGUCACCGGCGUCGUCAGCUGGGGCGAAGGCUGUGCACGCAGAGGCAAGUACGGCGUCUACACCCAGGUGUCCAAGUACAUCCCCUGGAUCCGCAACGGCAUUGACCACCUGGUGUCCAAAGAGAAAGCCGGCAAGCGGGCCAAGAGGCACCACAGCCCAAUUCACAGGCUGCAACUGUGAAACAGAGGCUGCGCCUUAAUUAUGUCACAUUUGGCCCAGAGACAGAGACACCUGUUCCUCAGGGUGCUUCACGUUUUGUAUCUGACUAAAACUUCUUCUAUCCUCUCAGAGCAAACACUCUGAUGAUCAGCAUCAUCCAACUGAAACAUUCACAACUAUGAGCUCAUCAGUGAACUGGCUUGAUUGUCUGCGUUUCAGUAGGAACAAUGGAAACUAAGAAAUAAAUCAAAUGGAAAGUGGAA
Messenger RNA from Betta splendens (Siamese fighting fish), 1783 nucleotides. It is a transcript of the gene f10, whose product is annotated as coagulation factor X. Gene Ontology annotation, molecular function: calcium ion binding; serine-type endopeptidase activity. The coding region runs from base 99 to 1541 and encodes 480 amino acids. Gene Ontology annotation, biological process: blood coagulation; proteolysis. The record is from RefSeq and is a predicted model, not a curated record. Gene Ontology annotation, cellular component: extracellular region. The transcript has 9 exons. Lineage: Eukaryota; Metazoa; Chordata; Actinopteri; Anabantiformes; Osphronemidae.